UGCCACGUAAUGGAGGCUCACUGCACGUGCUGAGUUUGGAUCUGAAUAAUUUGACGUUUUUUCUACUAAUUAGGACUUUUUCUCUCAUAAUUACGACGGGAUAAUAUUUGUAUGACAGGCUUCCGUUUGUUUUAGCAGCUUUUAUGUAAAAAAAAUGUCUCAAAGUGUACGCCGUACUCUUUUGUUUUUCUGUUAGCAAAAAGUUUGGACACCAUCGGAGUCUUCGAUUAUUCCCACCAAGACCAUUUACGUGGACCUUUUAUAGGCCUACACGGAGAAAUAUUGACUGCAUGGGGAUGUUAUUUUUUAGAAACAUGGCCCAGGGCUUGAAAUGCUUCAAACGCUUCUACUGUACACCAAGAGUCACACCGCCAUUAACAUUCAAUCAGUCAGCAGCGGCAGCCAAUGGAAGCUGAGGACUAGGAUGGAGAUGCCAGACGCUGCGUUUUGACGUACAAGGGAGGAGGAGGAGGAGGAAGGAGAAGAAGAAGAGGAGGAUGGAGCGCCACAAACGCCCGUCAAACUUUAACAAACGCCACAACGAGACGAGCCUGUCCGUCUAAAGAGGCCCGUUUGAGUCCAACAGGCUGGACGCCCGCGGACGGACAUGGAGACUUCCCGCACUUGUGAACCAGUUUGACCCAGUCGUGAGUCCGCCAAGACAACAUCCACUUUUAACUUGAAGCGGCGACAUGGAGCAAGCGCCGAGCCCUCCUCCGAAACCUUCCCAGCACGAGCCCAUCAGCUUCGGCAUCGAUCAGAUCCUCGGAGCCGGUACCGAGCCUGCGGAGAACGGAGCAGGGAGACAACGUGAUGUCAACGCCGGAGAUGGGUACUACAGCUUAGGGAGUCCGACCCGGACCAGCACGCCUUCCUACACGGCUCUGUCCAUCUCCUUCUCCGGCAUCGUGCCCCCGGUCGAGGCGUCUGGUUCCUACGGGGACAGCAGGAGUGUAGGCAGCCGAGGAGUGAUCCGAGUGCCGGCCCACAGACCCGUGACGGCCCCUGGACCCGCGGCCCCGGUACAGAGCACCGUGCCGGGGUUUGGGGGGCUCUGUUUCCCCUGGAUUGGGAACCGGUUCGCUAAGGACAGAAUAUCAGCUGCUCUGGUGCCAUUCUCGGUCACAAGGAGGAUAGGACACCCGUACCAGAACCGGACACCACCCAAAAGGAAAAAGCCCCGCACGUCCUUCUCCAGGGUGCAGAUCUGCGAGCUGGAGAAGAGGUUCCACCGCCAGAAGUACCUGGCCAGCGCCGAGAGGGCCGCCCUGGCCAAGAGCCUCAAGAUGACCGACGCCCAGGUCAAAACCUGGUUCCAGAACCGCAGAACAAAGUGGAGGAGGCAGACCGCCGAGGAGCGGGAGGCGGAGCGCCAGCAAGCCAAUCGCCUGAUCCUGCAGCUGCAGCAGUCCGCCCUGCAGAAGUCCCUGGGCGAAUCCGCCGUGUCCGACCCACUGUGCGCGCACAACUCCUCCCUCUACGCCCUGCAGAACCUGCAGCCGUGGGCCGAGGACAGGGAGUAGAGUCUCCAGGGUCCAAUCCAUGUUCUUCCGGUUUAGGGCCGUCACGUGAGGACAAUAAAUCCGGAUUGAUGUAAACGGGGAUUCAAGUUUUGCAACCGGAGACCGGAUGAAGGACGUUUGAGUGGACACGAGUGGACCUUGCACAUUUUUUCGGUGAGUGGCAUCACUUUUGAAGCGAACUUGGACUUCAUUUUUUCAUCUGUGAGAUUUUUUCAUAUCAAAAAAGAACUUCUGAAAAUGUCUAAUCGCAUAUGAAUGUCUUCCUAUCUGCUUGUAUUGAUCCUGUUUAGUAUCCGAUUCAAGGGAGAGAACGUGAACGCAGCACACAGGGUCAGAACAUGAUAGAACUUCCUCUUAAUGCAAUAGCUCAGGGGUGUCCAAAGUGGGGCCCGGGGGCCAUUUACGGCCCACGGCACAUUCUAAAUAUAUCAUUUAACAAAACAACUGAAAAAGAAACAACAGCGACGAUGGUUUCAUCAAACAAGAAAAGUCUUAAUUUUACAAAAAAUAUAUAUUAUAAGGUGAUAUACCACGUGACAUACUUUUAAUUGAAAUGUUAAAGAAAAAAUAUUAAAGAAAAAAGUCAUCAUAACAUAAGAAACAAACAAAACAAUGAGUUAAAGUUAAGUAAAAUUAAGUUGCGAAGAAAAUUAGUAAAUAAUCACAAUAAGAAAAUGUAUAAAAACAAAGUUAAAACAAUUGGAAACAUGUUUUAAAAGUACGAGAAUAAAAUGAAAAUAUUCAAAGAAAAAAAGUCAUAUUCUUACAAGGAAAGUCAUAAUUUUACUAGAGCAAACUUGCAAUAUUAUGAGGAAAAAAUGUCAUUUUAGUAGCAAAGAAGUAUUUUUUUUAAAGGUUAUUUUAAAAAGUCACAAUAUUAUGACAAACAAAUCAAAAAGUAACAUUUUUUUAAUGAGUUGGCAGACAAAUUGGAACAUUAGAAAAAUAGUCAUAAUUUUCUGUGAAUAAAUUACCAUAGGCUGGCGACCAGUCCAGAGUGCAGCCUGCCUCUUGCCCAAAGACAGCUGGGGUGGGCUCCAGCAUACCCAUGACCCUGAGGGCUCGUGCUGUAGAAAAGGGAUGGAUGGACGGAGGACAGGGAUAAACUCAGAAUUACAAGAAAAGAGAUUAAAAAAAACCAGGAAGUCCAAUUAUGAAGAGAAAAAGUUGUAAUUUUAUGAGAAUUAACUUCUAGGGUAGAGUUGAAAUAUGAAAAAAAAUAUAUAUAUAUUAUUUCUUUUAAAGCCGUAAUAGAAGAAACAAACAAAACAAUAUAAGGUUGUAAUAUUUGGAAAAUCAUGUUGGGGAAAAGUUCUGAUAUGAUGGCAAUAAAAUCCAAAUAUGAAGAAAAGAAAGUUCAAAGUAAUAAUGAGCUUUUUCAUCACAAAGCGGAUAUGCAGUUUUAUCUUGCAGUACAUGUAAAGUAUAUACUAGAACUUCUUAGCAUAUCCUCACAAAUUAUCCAAGUGUCAAAGUUUCAUCCUUUCACUCUCCAGUAAUAUUUGGACACCCCUAGCUGAUCCCAUUCCUUAGUUCCAUUCCAUUCCCUGUACAUACGGGAUGAGGUUUAAGUAAGAAAAGAGGGCGAGUGGACGAGCGGGUGGGCGGGUGCAUGUUCAGUCACGGUGGUGCUAUUAUUUGUUUGCCAUAUUAAGAUGUACAGUGUCUUUUUUUUGUACUUUUAUUGUGUGAAUAACAAGUUUUUGUGACCACCAUGUUGAAGGUUUCAUUGAUGCGUACAAAAAAAAAAGAAGACCUGGCAAGGCGGCAAUCAUUUCUUAAAAAGUUUAUUGAUAAAUAUAUUCAUUUUCAUACAACAAUUCAAAGACACACUCGUUUAUUGGGACAGAUUGAUGCUGUCUCGGCUGUGUGGAUGUUCAGUAUGUGGAUGUACUUUGUACCAAAAUGGGUGGAAUUAGUAGAAAACCCACAUUUCAAAAUGGCGACUAUACGUAUU
Molecule: messenger RNA, 3480 nt
Organism: Doryrhamphus excisus (bluestripe pipefish)
Lineage: Eukaryota; Metazoa; Chordata; Actinopteri; Syngnathiformes; Syngnathidae
Gene: tlx3a
Product: T cell leukemia homeobox 3a
Biological process (GO): animal organ development; regulation of transcription by RNA polymerase II
Cellular component (GO): nucleus
Molecular function (GO): DNA-binding transcription factor activity, RNA polymerase II-specific; RNA polymerase II cis-regulatory region sequence-specific DNA binding
Source: RefSeq, a predicted model, not a curated record